Messenger RNA from Auanema sp. JU1783, 1272 nucleotides. The record is from the annotation of a GenBank genome assembly. Lineage: Eukaryota; Metazoa; Nematoda; Chromadorea; Rhabditida; Rhabditidae.
AUGCUGUUAGAUCCUAAUGGAGGUGGUAUGGCUUUGCCUGAUUUGCGAGAUCUUAUAGAAACACGAGUUCCUAGUCAUCGGGCUCAAUUGGAAACGAGUUACAUAAACUUGGAUAAUGUCGCGGCUUUUUGUGAACAAAAUUAUAUGAAACAGGACGAUAAGUCUGCUGCGUUAGAAGAAACAAAACAGUAUGCAUUACAAUCUCUUGCAAGUGUUGCAUAUCAAAUCAAUACGUUAGCUAGAGAUUUACUUGAUAUGCUCAGUUUACAAACAGACAAAAUUUUUGUUCUUGCAAGUAAUGUGGAGAAUAUCAAAAUGAUUGUAAAUAUCAACAAAGAGAAAAUGGCUCGACGGGAAAUUGGAGCAUUGACAACCAACAAGUCUAUUUCUAAGCAACCUAAAAUUAUCAGCCCUCCUUGUCAAGAAGCUAUUCCACGUUACAAAAGAAGCCAAAUUGACUUCACUUUGUUGGAUCAAGUUGGCCAUGGAGUUAAAACAGAAGCACCACGAACUGGUAUGGUAUCCCGAGCAUCCUCCAACUUGUCGAGCAGUAAUAACUAUGGAUAUUAUGGACAAUAUGAACGAACAGCUAACAUUUCUAACAACACGCUCAGCAGAUCUUCAUUGAGAUCGGGCCCAACUGGUCAGAAAACUCAGAACGAUCACUAUAGAGUACCCACUGUCAUGCCUAUGCUAGAUCCAGGCCGUUACUCUUUUUCAGUUGCUUCUCAAUUUUGUAGUGAAAACGAGAGAGUGGGAGCAGGAAAUAUAACAGGCAGUGAUGGUGGAAGCAUUAUUGGAUCCUCUGAUUAUGGAUGUGCUUCGUAUUCCAGUGGUACUAUCAAUAAUAGCUACGGAACAUUAAGAGUUCAGCAGUUCCCAAAAACUUCUACAAACAUCGAAUCUUUAAAGUCGACAUCCCCAGAACUUCCACCACCACCAGCAAUAGGAAGUCAAAACUUUCCGUUCUUCUCGAACAAUAAUGCAAGAAUUCAUGAGAAUUCACGCCCGAUUUCGGACGAAGAACCAUUACCACCUCCUCCUCCUCUUGCUUCCACUAACGAUUUAAAAGAUGAUUACGACUCCGAAGAAGUGCGAUAUCUCGAGAAAGCUAUUGCGUUGUAUGACUAUGAAGCUGAUAAACCGGAUGAGCUGACUCUUAGAGAGAACUGUGUCGUUUAUGUUUUGAGAAAGAAUGAUGAUGGAUGGUUCGAAGGUAUUUUAGAUGGAGUAACAGGUCUCUUUCCUGGCAAUUACGUAAAAUCUAUUUGA